This is a messenger RNA of Pseudophryne corroboree (corroboree frog), 692 nucleotides long. RefSeq names its product glutathione S-transferase 3, mitochondrial-like. Gene Ontology annotation, molecular function: glutathione transferase activity; glutathione peroxidase activity. Lineage: Eukaryota; Metazoa; Chordata; Amphibia; Anura; Myobatrachidae. The record is from RefSeq and is a predicted model, not a curated record. Gene Ontology annotation, cellular component: membrane; endoplasmic reticulum; nuclear envelope. The transcript is spliced from 4 exons. The coding region runs from base 197 to 628 and encodes 143 amino acids.
GCAAGUGCUCCUCCCACUGUCAUGCUCACAUCAGUGAAUGGAGCCGUUUGAACAAAGGUUACUACUAGAGAGAGUAGAGCACAGCAGCAGCAGCAGCAGCAGACGAGGAAGGGCGUUGUAGAACCAGUAUUUGUGCUCGUGUUGUGUAUGAUCUGACUGAAAGCCCAGGAGUCAGACACACAUCUAUGAUUUAAAGAUGACAUCCAGCAGCAUAGAUAAAAUACUACCGCAGGAUUUCGCAUAUGUGAUCCUAACCUUUAUCUACAGCUAUGUUUUACUUAUGUACCUCGGUAUAAACGUAGGAAGAGCAAGGAAGAAGUACAACGUCAAGUAUCCACAGAUGUAUUCAGACAAAGAAAAUGUUUUUAAUUGUAUUCAGAGAGCACAUCAAAAUACAUUGGAAGUGUAUCCCGGAUGGCUGAUCAUGCAGCUCAUUGCAGGACUUGCAUUUCCAAUUUCUGCCUCUGUUCUUGGAGCAAUCUGGGUGACCAGUCGUUUUUCUUAUGCCCAUGGAUACUACACAGGAGACCCACAGAAGAGAAUGAGAGGAGGCUAUGGCUACAUCGGACUGUUUGGUGUUCUCCUUUUGUCUCUUACAGCUGCACUGCAGCUUCUCCACAUUGUUUGAUAACAACCUGGUUUAUGUAUGAAGCUCUUGUCACACUGAAUAAAGAAAGCAAUCUAUCACCCUG